Messenger RNA from Phytophthora sojae, 390 nucleotides. RefSeq lists its product as hypothetical. Bases 1 to 390 code for a protein of 129 amino acids. The transcript has a single exon. Lineage: Eukaryota; Oomycota; Peronosporomycetes; Peronosporales; Peronosporaceae. The record is from RefSeq and is a predicted model, not a curated record.
AUGGAGAUGACUGGCAGCGUCAUGCGCUUCGCCUUGGCCACGUACUUCAUGAAGCGCACCGGCAGCUCUCAUGAAUCACCGGCUCACAUCGCAUCGGCAUGGAGUUAUGCGCCCAGUAUUGCCGGCAGUGAUGCCAGUGGCGAAGAGGAAGAGUGCGAAGACGUCGACUCGGACUUCUCCAGCGUUGUGUCGACCCACGUAUCGAAUUUAAAGCAGUUGCUGGAUGAGAACCGCUUCCAGGAGUGGUCGGGAGGCGUAGCUGAGCUGCGAGAGUAUGCUGCAGACAAUGAUCUGCUGGAGUCUCUGGUGGUGGUGCUGGUGAAGAUGAUAAGGAGUCAAGAAGAGGACGCGGAGUGCAUCACCCAAGGUAAAGAGAAGUGCAAACGAUAA